AUGGCUUCUCGGUUCGCGUUCCUCGGACUCGGCCAGAUAGGCCAGGCUAUGUCCCAGAACCUGCUGCGACAUGGAAAUAUUGCAAGGCCAUUGACUCUCUAUAACCGCACCAAAAGCACUGCAGAAGCACACGCCGCCCGUCUUGGAGACUGCCGAGUCAGCGGGUCCGUCACCGAUGCUGUUGCCGGUGCGGAUAUCAUAUGGCUGUGCGUUCAAGAUGAGGAGGCCGUCGAGAGCAUCUUUCAGCAGAUAUUCACCAUCACCAUUCAAGGAAAGCUUUUUGUUGAUAGCUCAACUGUGACUGGCGAGAAGGCCGACUCUAUCGCUGCGCGAGUGGCGGAUGCAGGCGCCGCGUUUGUGGCCAUCCCAGUAAUGGGUGGCCAUAACCAAGCAGCCAAUCGUACUUUGACUUGUAUUGUUGGCGGUCCUGCUGAGGCUGUCGACCGGAUCAAGCCGUAUCUAGAGAACGUUGUGUGCAAUAAUGUCGUGGAUCUGAGCGGCGAAACCGCCGGCACAGCCAUGAAAAUGAAGCUGAUGGGCAACUUCCUGAUCCUGGCCACGAUGGAAACCGUGGCAGAGGUGAAUGUGCUGGCCGAUAAAUGUGGUCUAGGCACAGAUAGAAUGAACCAGCUCAUGGGUGCCAUUUUCCCCAACCCACCACAUGCAGUGUACAAUCGCCGCAUGUUAACAGGAGCCUACCACACUGAAAUUCCUAUGGUGAAAGUUUCUGCUGCCAUCGAGUUGGCCAACCAUGUUCGAUCGUUGGCCAAGGAGUCUGGAGCAUCCCUGAAGCUCUACGAUGUUGCGUAUAAGCAUCUGGAAACGGUGGAAGCAACGGAGGGUCCGGCAGCGGACGUGACGGGGAUCUAUGGGGCUGUGAGAAUGGAGAGUGGGCUACCUUUUCGGAAUGAGACAACGCUGAACUAG
Molecule: messenger RNA, 927 nt
Organism: Aspergillus steynii IBT 23096
Lineage: Eukaryota; Fungi; Ascomycota; Eurotiomycetes; Eurotiales; Aspergillaceae
Product: NAD(P)-dependent oxidoreductase
Exons: 5
Coding region: 1-927 (308 amino acids)
Molecular function (GO): oxidoreductase activity, acting on the CH-OH group of donors, NAD or NADP as acceptor; NADP binding
Source: RefSeq, a predicted model, not a curated record